CAUAUCGUCGUAUAUACUUCUUUCACAUUUGGACGAGGCCUUCUUGAAAACCAGCCGAGGUCCAGAAGCCGACGCGAGUCAGUGAAUGUCGCGCGACCCGAACGGUGCGUCAGGACAGUAACCCACGCGAUGUUUUCCCUGGACGAAAGUAGUUAGUGAUCGUAACAAAACAAAACAUCAACAAGAACGACAAAGAAAUUUACAAGAAAAUUACAAUUCGAAUAAACAAACAAACAAACAAAAAAAAAGAAAAUAAACGUGCCACAUUCCAAAAGGAAAACGUCGAUUCAUUCCUGCCUAAGGAUAUUAUGGAUAUUGAUGAGGAUAAAUUCUAUAGAUUGGCCUAGCAAUGCCCUGUCACACCAGGAUGAAAACAUUACAUUCACAAGGGAUUCUUCUUUCGCUCUACUUUCUCGGACUAACUCUGAUGGUCACGUCACUUGAGCCUGGGUUCUUGGAUUUCGAUAAUUUGCCAGACACGAAUUUCACGUGCGUCGGUAAAGUCAUCGGCGGAUACUAUGCCGAUCUGGAGACGUCUUGCCAAAUGUUCCACGUUUGUACAAUUGGUCAAAUGGAUGAGCCCAUGGACAUCAGAUUCCUGUGCCUCAACGGAACUGUUUUCGAUCAGGAAACUCGUGUCUGCGAAAGGAUCGACGAGGUGGAUUGCUCGAAAUCGGAGCAAUUUUAUAGUUUGAAUUUGGAACUUUAUGGUAAUACACAGCCACCAAUACUAGAAGAUUCACCCGACACUGAGCCUCCUGAUAUUUAUAAGCAGUCCUCGACGACGACGACCACAACCACCCCAAGACCCACGAAACCGAAGACGACUAGACCCAAUUUCAUCAUCACCACAACGAAUAGACCUCCGGUGACAACGCUUACAGAGAAAAUCCUCAACUUCCAGGGUUCAAAUUCUGCAGAUAUCCGCUUCAAUCCUGAGGAGAUCAACAUUAGCUUGAAUCCUGGUGCACCGCCGAGCAUCAGGCCAAAACCCAUCUCGUUCCAGCAGCAAUCUUUCAGCGACACCAACAAACGGGUUAUAGUUACAACGCACACGACCGUUUACAAGACAGAAGCUGAUACGCAGAAGAUAUCGACGACGCAAAAACCCAAAGAGCUGGAGGAUAGUCAGGAAGAUACUGAGAACUAUUACAAUACAGAAACUGAAUCAUAUCAAUUCCAUCCCAACUUCCGACCGUCUCACGAUUUACAAGGCUUUUCUUCCCCGAAGAACGAUUAUAAAUCUAGCACGUUUAGAUCUCUCUAUCAAACUACAACUGACGAUUCUCUUAAGUUGAGUUAUAAUCAAAGGGGUCCUACGACCUACAGGAACCAUCCUUUCAACUCGCCGGUGAAGCCAUCUCCUUCGUAUUACCACCAAACCGAUAAACCGCCAAGGAUACAACUACCUCUACCACUACCACUCAUACCGACUAUAUCUCCUUUAACUUUUAGUUCUCCGGCGCCGUUCUCGCUUAACAGACACGUAGAAACGAAGAGAUUCACGGACCAUCAUCAACCGCCUAGGAUUGUUAUCAGUGCGAGCGCCAGCGUUAGCGAUGCAAGCGGAAGGAAAUUCAAUUAUAGUUUAGGCACGAUCGGAGAUUCAAAGUUUUUCGGACAACCACCACCCUCGUACGAUGAGUACAAAGAGGAUGAUGUCGGGUUGGAUCCCUUCUACCACGACGUGCCUAAAUUAGGGCGCAGAAAGCGUCAUUACUUGAGAGUUAGAAGGAAUAAGCGUAGUUUAGAGAGCAAAGAGAAGCACAAAGUUAAGCUUCCAGAGAUCAACGGCGAACAGGACGCCAUCGAAGUUAUCAGAUUCUUGUACAACUGGUAUAAUGAGCACAAUAAAACAUCGAAAGCUCUGAUUUCUUUCCCGAUCAAUCCGGAUACUAUCACCGAGAUCAACGAUGAAUUAACACCAAGAACAGACGAUUAUCUUUACGAGAACUCUGAAUAUAACUACGAAGUGGCUAAGAACAGCAUUCCACAAACUUUGCAAGAAUUGAAACCUCCAGAAUUGAAAAACGAUAGUGUUAAAGAAAACAAUGAAGGAACUACCGUAUCCGAAGAUUAUGAUUUAACUUCAUCAGGGGAAUCAACUAAAAAUUACGAAAUUUUAGAUGUGAAAUCCCGGAAAAUAAAACAGCCACCACGACUGAGUAUUACACGGAACUUUACGAUUACGUCGAUGAUAAUUACGAAGCGAAGACGGGAGAUUAUGAGUAUAAUGAUAAAACGGUUCACGAUAAAGUUGAUGACGUUAAUUAUCAGGUUUUGGAUGGGGAAGUGUCGAAGCUCAAUGAUUACGUGGACGAUAAUUACGAGGGUUACAAUUCUACAGCAGUGUAUAACCACUAAUAAACCUAACUUGACCACGGAGUCUCCGCAAAACGUUACAGAUUACGAGGAGUAUUAUGAUGAAGAGGAGACUACUACUGCUGAGCCUGUGACUCAGACUGAAGAAAUCGAUGUUGGUACCACGAUGUUCCCAUCGACUGUUGAUGUUCCUAAAGAUGAAAGCACUGAGUCCGUGGAGUCGACCACGACGAUCGUAGAUAACACUCUCGACAAAGAAGAUGUGGAGACUACGACUUAUCCGGAUCUGCAGAAGUUCAUCUUGGAUGUUGAAACCACAACGAAUAGUAUUUCAGAGAUAAAUCCCACUACAACACCCGUUACUGAAACCAUUACAACUACUGUUUUUACUCCGGAAGAGGAAACUACUACUCCGGUUAUAACAACAACUGAAGAACCUACAACAUUAAAUCCUUACACGUAUUUGACUACUACCACUGAGGUUAUACCAGAAACAUCUACGGAAAGUUUAACAACGACUAAGCGAAGGCAAUUGUACCAGAGGAACCACAGAUUUGGGACUUACGGAAACAAGAAGAGGAAGCCGUCGAUCACGGAGGAAAUCGUGGAUGUGAUAAAGAAUAAGAUGGACAAUGUGGAAGAUUCGAAGGUAGAUUUAGGUAGGAAAAAGAUAGAGUUUAAUAUAAACGCGUACACCGCCAAUCUGGCGUAUCGGAACAAGAACGGCGAAGAAGAUGAAGCUUCCGUGACGGAUGCGUCCUUCGCCCGAAGUGCCAAUCCGACUGUCUCGAAGCAGUCGAAAGACUACCUUGUCACGACACCGUUAACGAAAUCCGGCAAAGAUUUCAAGUUCAAUUGCUUCAACAAACCCAUCGACCGAUUCUACUCGGACCCAAGAGACUGCAGACUGUUCCAUUACUGCACGCAAGGCUACACCAAGACGCAGCUGCUGGACAUGAAGUUCGUUUGUGAUUUAGGUACAUUCUUCGAUCAAGAGAAACUCAUUUGCACGAAAACCAAGCCAUCCAGGUGUACGUAACUCCCGUGUGUUUGUUUGUUCAUUAACUUCUCGGAACUCGCCCUCGGCCCUUGACCCAAUAACAACAAUAAUAAAGAAAAGACAUUUCCCAAAAAUUAAGAAA
Messenger RNA from Nicrophorus vespilloides, 3464 nucleotides. RefSeq lists its product as uncharacterized. Bases 350 to 3361 code for a protein of 1003 amino acids. The record is from RefSeq and is a predicted model, not a curated record. NCBI's taxonomy places the organism in Eukaryota, Metazoa, Arthropoda, Insecta, Coleoptera, Silphidae. Gene Ontology annotation, molecular function: chitin binding. Gene Ontology annotation, cellular component: extracellular region. The transcript has 8 exons.